Messenger RNA from Eupeodes corollae, 4617 nucleotides. RefSeq lists its product as uncharacterized. The coding region runs from base 1321 to 3798 and encodes 825 amino acids. The record is from RefSeq and is a predicted model, not a curated record. The transcript is spliced from 2 exons. Lineage: Eukaryota; Metazoa; Arthropoda; Insecta; Diptera; Syrphidae.
CAAAAUUACAUCUCAUUAUUUUUCAUCCAGUUUGUUUUCUGUUUGCUUUAUUACUCUUUUUUUUUUCUUUAAAUAAACUCCCAUUGAGCAAUUUAAACGUCAACCGGAAAUAAUUAAAAAUCAAUUUCCUUUCCAUUGGCAUCACCGCCAUUGACUAACAACUGUCAACAUUACAGAUAACUGCAUUUGCAAAAUUGCAACCAAACGCCAUCGCCACUGAUGACUGGUGCUGCCGUCCGCGUCCGUUGUCGUAGCCGGUGAUCUUAAUUACGAUCGAUUGAUCUUUCAAUCAGAUAGACACUUGUUUUGUUGUCUAUCUCUUUUUCACUUCACGUUCGCCACUAACAAAAGAAAAACAAUAUUGCAGAAUCGCAGAAUAGACGACAAAACAGAAUUUACAGAAAAGAAACAGACAACAAAACAAGACUAACAAAUAAACAUUCACUACACACUGUCCCGCCUACUCCUGUUUUUUUUUGUCUCUUUCUGUUUUGCCCCCUGCCCAGGUGAAUUUACAAACGGAUUCAUGAAUGGAUGAGUUCCACCGAUCACCGCAGAGCAGACAAAACACGCAAAUCACGCCAUCUGUAGUGCGAGCGGCAGCGGACGGAAUAUCGAUGCAGUUCAGUGCUUUAAUAUACGAGUAACCUGUGUACGCGGGAAAACCGGGAACGCGAUUACAAAUCCAUUUUUGUUGUUGUUGUUGCAGUUUUCGUUUAGAUUUUGUUCAUCGUGUUGCGUUGUGUAGGAGGAGGAGGUGGUGACUAUUAUUUGUUGUUGCUGUUUUUCGCGUAUUCUUUGAAACUUUUUUGCGCUAAAUGAGAGUUUUGCACAAGAACGUUUCACUAUUUCAUUGUGAGACGCGUUCUUUAACGGAAGAUACACAACUAUACGCGCUUCACAUUCAAUUCAAAUCCUCGAUGUUCAACGCGUCGCGUGUGUCUUUUUGUGUUGUGUUGUCAUUUGUGUUUUGAUUUGCAGACUGAUGCAACAACAACUAGAACUGUCAAACGAAGUGCGGUUUUGAUUGAACUGAUUGAAUUGCAGAUUACCCUAGAGGCGAAUAAAUGAUGAGUUUUUCUUGACGCACAUGAGUGACAGAUGUACACGCAAUUUAAAAAACAAGUGGGAUUUGUGUGUGCUUUUUAGAUGUCUCCUGGUUUUUAUGUUAAAUAUUUUUAUUUUCGUUAUAUUUUUUUUUGUGUGUCAUUGUGAAUUAUGUUUUGAUGAAAAUGCCUGCGAGGAAAUGUUAAUUCAUAUAUUUUAAUACGUUACAGUUGUGAAUUUAAAUAAAAAAUAAUAAUUAAAUGAUUUAUUUAUAUGAAAACAGUGUUUACUUACUUUGUGAAGAAGAGUUUUAGUUUUUAUACUUUAAAUGGAUUACUACCAGAUGACAAUAAUCAUGUGGGCAAUAGCAUGCAGGACAUAUCGCGUGACGAAAUCAAUCUCCUAACUGGAGCCGGGUCUACAUGCGACAAAGAUAUGUGCUCAUCUGUGAUACGAUCAACAUCGGUCAUAUCACCAUUGCCAUUAAAAACAUCACCCAAUAUCCAAGCAGUACCUGAAGUUGCCUUGGUCCAUCCCAUAAAAAUAGAAGAGGAUAGCAGUGAUUUAUAUCAAACACCUUGGCAUCACAUUAGCAAUCAACCUCUCGAAAUGGGUUCGAGUAAAUUGCUGCUUCAGGGAUCUGAUGAUCCGUUGAUAUCGAGAGGUGCCAAUACCGUUGAUGACGAUCAUACGUCGGAUUUUAAUUCUAUAAUUUCACCAGUUCCAGUAAAGACUAUGAGUUCGUCGAAGAGCCAACUUAAGGCAAAGCUCCAGAGUGCAGCUAAAAGACAAUCAUCGGCUCCGAAGACGCCCAAACAGAAGGGUGCUAUUAAGUUGAGGUUUCACCAUCAAGCUCUGCCGGCGGAAUACUUGAGUCAUUAUGAGGCGACUCAGGGUCAGCAUAUACCAAAAAUGCCGCAGCCUCCUAAGGAACUCCCGCCCAAGAUCAUAGCAACAGAGAAGUCUUCACCGGCGAAGAACUCACAUGAAAACGUUCGCAAUUGGUUGCAAAAGAUCGCUGAAAUGCAACGUCAAACAGCAGCUGCAGCAGCAAAGGAGGCUAAAGAGGAUUCUGGUGGAGAAGAUAAUACACAUUUUGAGCAAACUCUUCUGCCACCGGAGGUAGAUCUAAAUGCCAAUAUUCAAAAACCAACUAAAAGAGUUGUAAACUAUUCGGACUUGCCUUAUAUGGGUGAAAUGACUUUAGACAACUCAAAGCCACGUCGUGGACGUAAGCCCAAGAAAGCCGAUAUUUGCCAUUUAAUCUAUAAAAACUACGGUACCAUUCUUCCAGGAACUCCAAGAGCAGCCAUCGAUGGGAAACUCAUGAACGAAUGCAACACACCAAUCAAACUUGAUGAACCAUUGAAUCUUUGUCUUAGAGACCAUGCAGACUCAUUAUCUGCGUCAAGCAACGAUGAGGAAGAAUCUGAAACAAAAACGAACUCAAAUUGUCCAACGCCUAUUGCAACACCUUUAGACUCAGUUACAGAUUCUCUGCUGGCGGCCAACUUGAAAAUGUCCCUACCAACCGUUCGACCAAAAGAACCCCAAAACAACCCAACAGAUCAGCCUGUCUGGACGAAUCCACCUCAAAAUGCAAAUAUUCUCCUGCACCCUAUGAGUCUGUACUAUCAAAAGCUCAUCGAGUCAGGAAGCUUUGCUGGGGGAAAUCUAGAAACUAUCAAUUGCAACAAUCAACUUGCCUUAAAGAUCCCAAUUCGGAACACAAAUCUCCUGCCUCUGCCAAAGAUCGAAAGACCUUCUUCGACGACGGAAUAUCCUGAACAACUUCCAACACCGAGUUCGGUCAAAUCAGAAAAUUCCACCACCACCUCGGCCAGUCAGGCUACCAACAAUCAUCCCCCUCAGAAACGUAAACGCUCCGCAAUAUUUAUACCCCCGAUUCCAGCGGAGAAUAACUCAAAUCCUGCCACAGAAGUAAGCAUUUGCAAAUUCAAAUUCACCGGUGGGGCCAAUCCUUCGUUGCAGGAGAAAAAAAUGCUUUCAGUAGAUUCCGAUGGAAACUAUCGCUAUUACAGUGGAACCGGAGAUAAGUCAAUGCGAAGCUAUGAAUUCUUCCCCCGAGAAAGUCUCCAACAAUCUGGAGCUGUCCCUGGAAUGAACUGCGCUGGAGUCUUUCUAAAUGCCACCGGCGAAAAGAUUGCCAUUGAUGUGCCUCCACCCUCAGCUGGUCUGAGUAAUGAGCUCCUUCAGAUUCCAGACUCACCCACAAGCAGUAUACUUCUGCCCUCGGUGUCAGUUGCAACAUCAACGCGCUCAUCUCCAUCUCCAUUUCAUUCACCGGGUCAAGUGAAAAACUCAGAAAGCAGCAAUUCUCAUCCUCAUCAUCAAUUGGCCCACAGUACCAGCAAAAAGAAGAAAUCCCGACGAGCUGCCCAACGGGAGAAACUAGAAAAGACAUUCAAAGAGAAAGGCUUCCUGAUACAAACUCAACAACUUGAAUCAGCGGAAGGUGCGACUUAUUGUAAAUUUAGACAACUCAAGAAAUUUACCCGCUACCUGUUUCGCAACUGGAAGGAUUACCUUCCACCCGGGGAGCUACAACACCCAAAUGCAGCAGCAGUAGCUGCGGCUGCCGCUGCAGCAGCAAUAAACAAUCACCACCAACACACACCUCCACCGCCACCACCCGCUUCCUCAGUUAUUGGCAGCAUCUUGGCGGAAAGCUAUACGAACCAUCAGCGGAGUAAGGACACUCAUGAAAUGCAUGGUAUUCAGAAUAUGUAGAAAGCAAUCGGCAAUGCAAAUGAAUACCAAAUCCCAAAAGCUCUCAAUUUAAAGAGAGUUGGAUUAUAUCAUGUUCCUAUAAAAAUAGCAGUGGAGUUAAUCUCACCCAUGAAAUUAUGUCAAGAAGCCAUCAACAGAAACUUCUCAUAAAGAUUCAGAAUUUAAUAAGAAACUAAUUUACAAUUAAGACACAAGACUAACUAUUUAAUUAAUUAUUAAAAGAAAAAUAAGGUAAUGAACAUCGACUGAUUUUCAAAUAACACAAACAAAACACAAUUUAAACUGCCAAAGAUAUUCAUAAGAUUUCUCUUCUACUUACUUAUAUUUUUCUUGUAAAUAAAUUUAUAUAAAUUUAUUGUUAAUUGUUUAUUCUUCCAAAAAAAAUGUACUUACACUUUUAACAACUUAAAUGACAAAACAACUGAAAAAAUUAUUUAUUAAAAAUUAAAACUCAUCUAGUCUAUGGUUAAAAAGACACCAUGAAAAUUUGUUCAACAACAAAAUUAUAUAGUUUUUUUUAUUGUUAAAUUAUAUAUUUUUCAGACACAAACAAUAAUAAAUUAUUAUUCAAAAAAGAUAAAGUUAUAACGUUUAUAAUAAAAUAUAAUGUAAGUCGUCAAUAUACAUAUAUAUUUUGCAUUUUUUUAAAGUCUCGUUUAUGAUCCCAGAUAAACUUUUUUGUUUUUUAUUUUAUAUUAAUAAUUUAUAAUAAAUUUAAAAUACUUAAAUUAUAAGAUAAUUAGGGAAUAAUUAUUAAUGUUUGUUUGACUUUUUUUUUGUUUUUAGAAUUUUCAUUUUAAUGCCGUGCUGCUAUAAUUU